This is a messenger RNA of Branchiostoma belcheri (Belcher's lancelet), 1189 nucleotides long. RefSeq lists its product as uncharacterized. Lineage: Eukaryota; Metazoa; Chordata; Leptocardii; Amphioxiformes; Branchiostomatidae. The record is from RefSeq and is a predicted model, not a curated record. The transcript is spliced from 7 exons. Bases 136 to 729 code for a protein of 197 amino acids.
UUGCCUCCGCUCACGGCACCACGUGAAAUCUGACUCUUAUUUUUAAGUCACUUCCUCGAGUGACGAUUUGCUUACCUGUCCUGCUUAUCGGCAGAGGUCUUUUACAAACCUGAGAAAAGUUUACUCUAACUCGUCAUGAAGAUCUGGCGAGCAAGUCUGCUCCUGCUUGUUGUGUUCUGCCUGGUGUGGCAGUCUGAAGGGUGGUGGAGGCGGAGGAGGAGGAGGAGGUGUCCAAGUCCUAGCCCGAAUCUGGCGGCACCGACCUACUGGAAAUGUAUCGGCCAGACUCGCUCCAGCCUCAUGUCCUCUGGGCCAGUGGUCAACAGGGACACUUCAUGCUACGGCCAUCCACGCUCAAGUAACUCAGCUGGCUCUGCCCCGUUCUUCCACGGGAGAACCCGCCUGUUCCGCCGCCGCCGCCGUGGCGUGGACACGGUGUUCCAGUGGAGCCCGUCACACCGCGUCCUCCUGUUCCGCGGAGAGGUCUUCGAGUGGGGCGUCGGGGCAAAAAUGAGAUGGUGGGAAGGUCUCCGCUGCCCAUCUGACUGUGCUGUCAAAUGGAAGAGGUCUCCUGCAGGAUACAGCACCUGUACCCGAGCGCAGGCCGAGUUGUUCAGCCGACAGUAUAAGUCUUGCUAUGGGUCCUACCGCCUCUUCACCAACAACUGUCACUACUUCGUCAACCGCCUCAUGAAGUACCUGGACUCGGGCUGCACCAGAAUGCCGUGAGGGAGUCCGGAGACAUCGGUAUUCUUCGGCACGUUUCGGACCGACAGUAUCGUGUAUACGAUGCCCGCUAUAAUUGAAAAUAAGUUGAAGUUUAUAAGCUUGCUACACCGUAAUUAAACACGUAGUGCACGUGUCAUAUAACAUGUGUUGAUUUUAUCAUCGGUCUGUUAAACGCAUAAAAAGCUUUGGAGUAUUUGCAUAAGCCAUACCUUUGGUUGUCGAUAAACAAAGGGCUGUUACAGAUGCAUUUUGUAUAAAGUUCAUUAUUUGAUGUUCUGAGUACAGUGUAUUAGUAAAGCUUAAGGGAAUGAUCAUAUCCAACACGAGGAAUAUGUCACCGAAUACGAAAAAAAUCCUGCUAACUUUUGACAGUAGUCUUAGUCUUUAUUUACGCCUAUAAUUAAAUGCUUAUUCAGACUUUUGUUAGAGGUGUUUUUAAAACUAAGAUUAUUAUGAAUUC